CUUUUUUUGAUGGACCAAUGUUUACGGUUCUCUUGGCUGGAGAUCUUUAUCUGAGCACAUGCAAUUUCUUUGUUGUUCGAUAAAAGCAGAAAUGAGAUCACAAUCUAUUUCAUGCGCACAUAACUAUCUGCAUCCGAGACAUCUAUUUAGAUGAGCAGCUGGGACUCUGGAACGGAAGUUUUGUGUACUCUGAAAACACUUUUGGGGCCAUGGGUAGGCUGGAUGACGCAGCCAAGCGCAAGGUGGUGGAACUGCGUGAAGCGGGCCUGAGCUUCCGCAAGAUCAAAGCUGUGCUGGAGCUGGAGAACAUCAAAGUAUCUGCUCAGGCAAUCUACCUGUUCCUGAAGGAGUUUAAUGGAAGAGGCAGGCAAAGUGAUGUUCCAGUGUUUAGGAAUGGUGGACCUAUAGUAGCCUCGGGAUCAAGGGAUAUGGGUCUAGGCGAUGUGAGACAUGGUGGCUGGAGCGAGCAGCAACUAAGGAAUCUGCUCCGCGAGACUGCCCAUGUUACUGGCAUCUCAUCCCCAUCAGACUCCUCGGGGCAGAGUGGUGUUCCACAAGAGCCCAGAGGACACACCUCUGGGGCAGGCCCGACUAGCCAGGAACCACAGCAGAGGGAGAGGAAGGACGAGGAUGUCAGAAUCGUAAGUGUCACUUCACUGGCACAGAAUACCCAGCGAGAUGCCGCUCAGUCAGUACGUUCAGGAGCUGGCUCAGGAGCAAUGGCUGGAACAUUUUCAAGGAGAAGGUGCACCCCCUCGCCAGCAAACCCAGUCCUUGUGGCUCGAAAAAGGCUCCUGGACAAGGCUUUGUUCCACAGGGCAAGGGUACGGGACAGUGGCCCUCAAUCUGCCCAACAGACUGUUUCAUUAGUGAGAAAAGAUCAGUCAUGUUUCCCAUGUUCAGAUGGAAGGAAGGUCAUGUUACCUCAAACAACCUCGUUCAACCCCACAUCUACUCGACCUGUGAGGGGACUAUACCCAGGGACCAACCUUUUUCGACAAGGAUUACAGCAACGGGCAAAUAUACCCAGUCGCUCAACAGAACAGUCGCCCCGUAUUGGCAUUCGGAUUCCCCUGCCAAGCCAGUCAAGUACUGGGCCACAGAAUGUGAGUUCAACCGUAAGGUCCCAGGCUCCGAGCAGUCAGCAGCAGUCUCCUCCAAGCCAGCAGAGCAAUGUGGACACUGGGGCAAUAAAUGCACUGCAGGAACAGGUGAAGUCUCUGGCUUCUGAAGUGCGCAGUCUUGGUGUGGCUCUCAGGAUGAUGGUAGAGCAGCAGGGCCGCCUGGAAAGGGAGCAGAGCCAGCAAACCCAGGUCCAAAAGCAGAUCCUUAGCACCUUGCAGAAAAUAUCAUCUAAACAGGGACCCUGUGCCUUUCAGCACAGUACAACUUCUACAAUGCCAUCUUGUCCAUUGUCCUCAGCCUCCUACAGCCAGGGCACCUUCACCCCCAGCCAAGGCAACAGUUUGUGCAACCAAGUACAGUCCAGAUACAACGAAAUCGAUGGAUCCACUCUUGAUAACAUUGAGCCAUUUUCUCUUGACAGUCUCAGCUCAGCUGCUAUAAAUGGCUUUCCAACUUCUGACUCCCUUUCAUUCAGCCAGACACACUCACCCUCAUUUACACAGUCACACACACAAACAUUCACACCCGAGAUCGUCAGCUACUCACAGCCUCACACAGACAAUUAUGCAGGGCUGGACAGCAAGCCCGAGGAAAUGACCUCACAGAGCACAGAAAGAUCCUUUCAAGCCUGCAGAUCUUCAAGCCAGACUUCUACUGAACCUAUUUCUGUGCAUGACACCCAGCUGACUAUUGUCAAAAUUGAAAAUGUUUAAAAGACUGCAGAAGUUUACAUAUACUGCUCUGUUUUUUAUCCUCCUUGCUGAAUUUAGACAAAUUUUACAGUGAUUUUUUUUUUUUAUAAUACUGUAGCUUCAGCAAUAGUGGACAGUUAGUGAAGCCUUUUAGGUCACAUGUUUUUAAUGGACCAUACACCAGACAGUACAUUCACAAAGACAUUUUAAUCCCCAAAAGUAAUUUCAUUGUAUUUUUAAUUUCAAUGUGUUUUUACUUUAAUGAGCAAAUACAAGUUGUUUUAUGAAGGAAAAUCA
Silurus meridionalis is the source of this 2114-nucleotide messenger RNA. Its product is annotated as cell wall protein RBR3-like. The transcript has 4 exons. NCBI's taxonomy places the organism in Eukaryota, Metazoa, Chordata, Actinopteri, Siluriformes, Siluridae. The coding region runs from base 210 to 1838 and encodes 542 amino acids. The record is from RefSeq and is a predicted model, not a curated record.